AUUCCUGUUCUUCUCUCCUCAAAAUCUUGCUGCAGAUGCUAAGACGAAAACAUUAUGUGUAGUCAUGGAUUCUACCUGAUAGGAACUAGUAGUCAUGGAUUCUAAGCUAACCUCAACAAAUAUCUGUCUUAGACUGAUCAUUAUGUGUAUGUCGCUGGUACAUUAUUGUUAAUUAGUUAUGAUAUGGACAUUUGUAAGGUAACCUCAACAAUAGAGUUUGCUAAAAUAUUUUACUGUAAAAAACUCUGAAUAUCCAAUCUUCCUUUACAUUCUAAUAGUAUCAGACUAGUGUAAUUUUGGAUUGAAUAUUUUUAGAAUCAACAUGUUUGGAAGCUUAAUAUCUUUUAAUGCUCAUAUCGAUGGGUAUUGAAGUAGUAUAUUUGACCACUUUGGGGUCAAAUUAAGGCAAAUAUGCAUGCAAUACAUAUUGCUCACAUAAUGUUCAGUGACUUCUGACCUACAUGACAACAUCCAAAGCUAUUCUGCCUAGUUCUACUCACAACGUCUAUUGCUACUGGCUAAACAGGCAACGUUAGGGGCGGAUCUAUUGAAAACCUUGGCAAAGAUGGCUCCUAUAAAACAAGAAGAGCUGAAACACAAUACAAAAACUGGAAUUGGUGUGGUUCCAAAACAGGAACUACAGGAGCUCCACACGCUAAAGCUCAUCCUGCACCCACAAGCGUUGUCAUAGCCCGUCGCGACGUAGGGUGUGUCUGUGCCGACGCCGUUGUAGUGCAGAUGCACCUGUUGGCCACUGCUCAUCCCGUGAAAAGCCACCGUGGAUCUGAGCCUACUCAUACUCCUGCAGACCAGAGCGAAAAGCCACCGUGGAUCUAGUCUCGGUCAGGAAGGCGAAGGCGUGAGUGGAUCUGAGCCUACUCCUACUCCUGCAGAUGCUAUGUUUACUAGUAGAGGUGGAGGAGAGAGGCUUCGCCGUCGCUGACCUGUGCUACAUCUUCACCGGCGGUGUGGGAGAAAAGGUAGAAAUGGUUCUGGUGAAGAGAAAAAAGGGGCCGACGUGGGAGCGAUGAAGGAACAAAAGGGGCCAUCGUGAGAGCAAUAAGAGGCACAUGGAGAAGAGGUGGCAGUGGAUUCACCUGAGUUGAUGCACAACGACGGCGGGUUGGAGGAGUAGCGGGAGGCGGUCGAUUUUGCAAGAGAGGAACAAACGGGAGCGCUUGUGUUCGAUCAAUUUCGGCGAGCGGACUCGUUCCCAGUUUUGGUGCUACAAUGGAACGAAGAGAUUCCAGGAGCCGCUCCACUCUCCCUCCGUAGGUAACCAAACAACUACAAAAUAGGAAUGAAAUGGCUCCAUUCUCGUUCGCUCGCCAACCAAACACACAAUUACUCGACCUGGACGCAUACAUUUGGGAAACCAAACACACGGUAUACAAACGAAUUAAAUGACAGCCUAUAAGGAUCCUUACCGUGAGUUGUUGACUCUAUUACUGUAUUAAUUUUGCUCUUAGUAGCAACAACUAGAGAUGACAACGCGUACAAACCUGUUGGGUUUUGCCAUCUCAAACUCUACCCAUGAAAAAUAUAUAUACCCAUUAAAAAACUCGUACCCAUGACGGGUUUGAAAAUUUGCCCAAACCAGUACCCAUCGGGUUAGCGGGUACCCAUGGGUUUUAUCUCCAAUAUACUUGUUCUUCUCAUAAUCAAUAAGUAUCGUGAUGAUUAAUGAGAUCAUGGUCCAAAAUUUAUGUGAUGAACAAUGAGUUCAUGAUUUGGUAUAAAAAUUAUUAGUAGAGAGAAUGCAAUACAAAUAAUAAGUUGUAUAAUCAAGUGACCUUGCACUAAGUUAUCAUCCACCACAUAUAUGACGCUAAUAAAAACUAUAACAGCAAGUAAUACUCUCACCAACUAUUUAUACAUUUACAAUUUCCAAAAAAUUAGGAAGUAAAUGGGGAGAUAACAAGUUGUUGUUUGCUUAUAAAAUAAAAUGACAAUAUGCACUAGAUUUUAUCGGGUUUAAAAAACUCACGGUUUCACAGGUUUAGGUGCGGUAGGAACAAACUCGUACUCAUGAACCCAUUAAUUAUAGAUUUAUACCUAUUAACAAACUCAUAUUUAUAAAAAUUGACCUAAGCUAGUAUCUUAAUGGAUAAAAACUCAUCGAAUUUCGGGUACGUGUUGUCAUAUCUAGCAACAACAUCAAAGACAGUCCCUUUGCUCUCAAGUCUCAUGUGGUCAUUAAAAAAAGGAGAGGAGAUUUUUACCUUUCGUCUCCGUUUCUAUCCCAACCCCAACAAAGAUCUUCCGAGAUCCUGAUCCUAGGACGACGGUUCACUGGCUGAGGAGUCAGGACCCCAAGUAUCCGCAUUAUCCCCAUAUCCCCUCUCAUUUUCCUCCGCCAUCGCCGCGGUUAGACUGAGCGACUGAGGUGGGCUAGCGUCUAGCGACCAAGCCAUUCCGGAUUCGGGAAUUCCCAGUUGAGCUCAUCGCGGCGACUCGCCCUCUCGAGUUUCUUGCAAAAAGUUACGGCCGCUGCUCCGCUCGCCAUUGCUGCCGUGUGGAGCGGCCAUGGAGCUCUGCUGCUCAGGCGUCCUAAGCGGCGCCGGCGCCUCGCGACCGGCGCCAUCGAGGACCUCAAGGCCCGUGAAAAUGGGGGCUCCGUCCACUGGGCUCUUGGUAGCCCCGCCGAAGCGGCGGCGAGGCGGCCGCGCCGGCUGCCGCCAGUCGGCCCCGCCAGUGCCGCCCCGGGACGAACGGCGGGUCGUGGGCACGGACAGCGUCGUCCACAUGCUCCGGUCGGCGCCCGACCCCGCCGAGGCCCUGGAACUCUUCACGGCCGCGGCGCGGCAGCCCACGAAGGUCCACACAACGGAGUCGUGCAACUACAUGCUGGAGCUGAUGCGCGCCCACGGUCGUGUCGGGGACAUGGCGCAGGUGUUCGACCUAAUGCAGAAACAGGUCGUCAAGACCAACGUCGGCACCUUCGCCACCAUCUUCGGCGGCGUCGGCGUCGAGGGGGGGCUCCGCAGCGCGCCGGUCGCCCUGCCUGUGAUGAGGGAGGCGGGGAUGUCCCUCAACGCCUACACGUACAAUGGCUUGAUUUACUUCCUCGUUAAGUCCGGCUUCGAUGCGGAGGCCAUGGAGGUUUACAAGGCGAUGGUUGAGGACGGCAUCUCGCCGAGUGUGAGGACCUACUCCGUGCUGAUGGUGGCGUUUGGGAAGAAGAGGGAUGUCGACACUGUUCUCUGGUUGCUGAACGAGAUGGAGGCCCGCGGCGUCAAGCCAAACGUGUAUAGCUACACCAUCUGCAUUCGGGUUCUUGGGCAGGCCGCAAGGUUUGAUGAAGCAUAUCACAUUCUUGGAAAGAUGGAGGAUUCAGGGUGCAAACCAGAUGUCGUCACACAUACUGUGAUUAUACAGGUUCUCUGUGAUGCUGGCCGUCUGAGCGACGCCAAGGCUGUCUUUUGGAAGAUGAAAGCGAGUGAUCAGAAACCUGAUCGUGUCACUUACAUCACUCUCUUAGACAAGUGUGGUGACAGUGGUGACUCACAAUCAGUUGUCGAAGUUUGGAAUGCCAUGGUAGCUGAUGGUUAUAAUGACAAUAUUGUUUCUUACACUGCAGUUGUGGAUGCAUUAUGCCAAGUUGGCCGGGUUGAUGAAGCUUUAGCUGUGUUUGAUGAGAUGAAGGAAAAGGGUAUGUCGCCUGAGCAGUAUUCCUAUAACUCCUUAAUAUCUGGGUUUCUGAAAGCUGAUAUGUUUGACCGUGCUCUGGAGCUCUUCAACCAUAUGAAUGCUUGUGGUCCUAGUCCAAAUGGCUACACUCAUGUCCUCUUCAUCAACUACUACGGAAAAUCUGGUCAAUCUUUGAAAGCAAUACAAAGAUAUGAGCACAUGAAGAGCAAAGGGAUUGUUCCUGAUGUUGCUGCUGCUAAUGCUGUUCUGUAUAGUCUUGCUGGAUCUGGCAGACUUGGAAUGGCAAAAAGGGUCUUUUAUGAACUAAAAGCGAUGGGAGUCUCUCCAGACACUAUCACGUACACAAUGAUGAUCAAAUGUUGCAGUAAGGCAUCAAAAGCUGAUGAAGCUAUGAAUUUUUUUUCUGACAUGGUGGAAAGUGGAUGUGUUCCUGAUGUUCUUGCAUUGAAUUCAUUGAUUGAUACACUCUACAAGGGAGGCAAGGGAAACGAAGCAUGGCAACUUUUCCAUAAAUUGAAAGAAAUGAAAAUUGAGCCCACUAAUGGUACGUACAACACACUUUUGUCAGGAUUAGGAAGAGAAGGCAAAGUUAAGGAGGUAAUGCAGCUGCUCGAAGAAAUGACACGUACCAUUUAUCCACCUAAUUUAAUUACAUACAACACAGUUCUAGAUUGCCUCAGCAAAAAUGGGGAGGUGAACUGUGCAAUAGAUAUGCUUUACAGUAUGACUGAGAAAGGUUGCGCACCUGACCUUUCAUCUUAUAACACUGUCAUGUAUGGCCUUAUUAAAGAGGAAAGACUUGAAGAGGCAUUCAGGAUGUUUUGUCAAAUGAAAAAGAUUCUUGCUCCAGAUUAUGCCACACUGUGUACUAUCCUCCCAAGUUUUGUUAAAAAUGGGUUGAUGAAGGAAGCUCUGCAUACUGUAAAGGAAUAUAUUUUGAAGGCUGGUUGUAACGUGGACAAGUCUUCAUUCCAUUCACUGAUGGAAGGGAUACUGAAGAAGGCUGGUGUGGAAAAAUCAAUCGAGUUUGCUGAAAACAUAGCAUCUAGGGGAAUUCUGCUGAAUGAUUUCUUUUUAUGCCCAUUGAUUAGACACCUCUGCAAGCACAAGAAAGCUCUUGAAGCGCAUCAACUAUUCAAUAAGUUUAAAGGUCUUGGAGUUUCACUAAAAACUGGUUCUUAUAAUUCUCUUAUCCGUGGCCUUGUGGAUGAAAACCUGAUUGAUAUCGCUGAAGACUUGUUCACUGAAAUGAAAAGACUAGGAUGUGGCCCAGAUGAAUUCACUUACAAUUUGAUUCUUGAUGCCAUGGGAAAAUCGAUGCGGGUUGAGGAAAUGUUAAAAGUCCAAAAGGAGAUGCAUCGUAAGGGAUAUGAAUCAACAUAUGUUACUUAUAACACUAUCAUUUCGGGUCUCGUAAAAUCUAAAAGAUUGGAACAGGCUAUAGACCUGUACUACAAUCUGAUGAGUGAAGGCUUCUCCCCAACACCAUGUACAUAUGGUCCUCUUCUUGAUGGCUUAUUAAAAUCUGGAAAGAUGGUGGAUGCUGAAAAUCUUUUUAAUGAGAUGCUAGAGUAUGGAUGCGAACCUAAUUGCACCAUCUACAAUAUUCUACUGAAUGGACACCGAAUAGCUGGCAACACAGAAAACGUUUGUCAGCUUUUUGAAAAGAUGGUUGAGCAGGGAAUAAACCCAGAUAUAAAAUCCUAUACAAUUCUUAUUGAUACCCUGUGCACAGCUGGAAGAUUAAAUGAUGGUUUGUGUUAUUUUAGACAGCUACAUGAAUUAGGACUUGAGCCUGAUCUUAUCGUUUAUAAUUUGCUCAUUGAUGGUCUUGGAAAAUCUGAAAGAAUAGAGGAAGCAGUCAGUCUCUUCAACGAGAUGAAGAAGAAAGGAAUUAUCCCAAACUUAUACACAUACAAUUCACUAAUUCUCCACUUAGGGAAAGCAGGGAAAGCUGCUGAAGCUGCGCAAAUGUAUGAAGAACUACUGAGAAAAGGAUGGAAACCUAGUGUUUUCACAUAUAAUGCACUCAUCAGGGGUUACAGUGUUUCUGGCAGUACCGAUAAUGCAUACGCUGCCUAUGGUCAGAUGAUUGUUGGAGGGUGCCAGCCUAAUUCUAGCACUUAUAUGCAACUUCCAAAUCAAUUGUGACUGAGAAAUUAGCUAUAGUAUGUAGUUAUUUCUGUACAGUUUUGUCCAUAGUGCGAAAAUGGUCAACUGUAGAUAGUAGCCAAUACUUUUAACAUAUCCGAGGAUCGAUAGAUCUUGUUCUACAUUCCAUUGUUACUAGCAGAAAAUUAUGUAAUAUACAGAUAAUGUUACCAUGUGCUCCAUUUCACUGGCAUGUUGAAAGCAGUGACCUACUGAAUUCACCUGUCUGUCAUGAAAUAGAUUGAGGUUUUACCAUAA
Messenger RNA from Zea mays, 6060 nucleotides. RefSeq names its product pentatricopeptide repeat-containing protein At4g31850, chloroplastic. Gene Ontology annotation, molecular function: protein binding. Lineage: Eukaryota; Viridiplantae; Streptophyta; Magnoliopsida; Poales; Poaceae. The record is from RefSeq and is a predicted model, not a curated record. The transcript has a single exon. Bases 2527 to 5802 code for a protein of 1091 amino acids.